Molecule: messenger RNA, 2817 nt
Organism: Octopus bimaculoides (California two-spot octopus)
Lineage: Eukaryota; Metazoa; Mollusca; Cephalopoda; Octopoda; Octopodidae
Product: transcriptional repressor scratch 2
Biological process (GO): regulation of DNA-templated transcription
Molecular function (GO): DNA-binding transcription factor activity, RNA polymerase II-specific; RNA polymerase II cis-regulatory region sequence-specific DNA binding
Source: RefSeq, a predicted model, not a curated record
GUAACCUCCUUCUACUCCUCUUCCUCCUACUAUGCUUCCCACUCCCCUCUUCCUUCAUCCUUAAUUCCCCAUCAAUCGCUUACUCCCUGUCUUCGUCUUUCCUUUCCCUUUACUCCACAACAACACCUACCUCUCUUCUUCCUCCCCCUUCCACCUUAUCAUUGACUUUACCCUUAAUCUAUAACGACGUAGCGAUGGUGGUGGUGGUGGCAGCAGCAGUAACCAACCAGUGAUACACGCUCAGAGCACAUCCAACAACUGCAUUCGUCUAGACUGUCUUAGGUCAGUGCCAAAGAUACCUCCCGAGUUCUGCAAGCCUUCCAUUGCGCCUUCUCCUACUUUCUCUUUCAAACCUGAUUGCUAUAUCGGGACGCGGCAGCGCAUGGACCAGUUCAAACGUUGUCUGCAUCGCUGGAUGAAAUUAUUGCUACUUGUUAUGUGAUGGUGCUGACGCAUUUACCGCGGGACCAGCAAAUUAAGCAACACAUCACAACAAACACGUUUAAGAAAUUCAGAACAAAGAAAUGAUGAUAAAAGAAAAAAAGAAAAAAAUGAUAUAACAAACAAAACAGAAAAAAAAGUUCCAGACAACAACUAAAAAAAGCAACAAUAAGUAGACAACAGCAACAACAAAUCGAAAUGCGGGAAGUCCCUAAAAUAUUUUAAGAAUUUAUUAGACUACAAAAACAAAGCAACUGUUAUCACCAACAACAUAACAUUAUUUUUUUUUUAAUCGAUAAAUAUCAAUAAGACGAAUUGUUUUACCACUGGCAACAAAAACAUCUAAAAUCAUUCCAAAGAUAAACACAGAGUACACAAAAUAUUGUGAAAAUAAUUUAUUUAAUUUGCAUAAUUAUUUGUAAAAAUAAAAGAAAAUUAGAAUGGCAAAUUAAGAAAAAACAUACAGAAUAAGAAAAACAAAUAUAUAUGUUUCUAUGUAUAGAUAAUAUUUAUACAUAUACAUAUAUAUAAUAUACACAAAUACCUGUAUGCAUUUUUAUACAGAUAUCAGCCAAUAAGUGUGUGUGUGUGUGUGUGUAUACACAUACACACACAUAUAUAUAUACAUCUAUGCAUAUGCAUGGAUGUACAUAAAUUACUACACAAAGGCAAAAAAAGCAAUAUAUAACAUUCCUUGAGGGAAUAACAUAAACACGCACACAUACACACAUACAUACACAUAUACGUCUAUCUAUCUAUCUAUCUAUAUACAUACACAUAUGUAAAUAUAUAUUUAUAACAAUGUUUAAUAUAGAUAUAUAGAUAUGAAGGUAUAUAUUUUACACUGAAAAUUUUAUUUAUAAAAACAAGCAACUUAAACAUCCUCAACAACAACGCAAAAUAUAUUAUCAAUAAUAUCACAUUAUUGAUUUUACAAUCCAAAUUUCGAUUUCUGUUCAACAUCAAGGAAAAAAAAAAAGCAACAAACAUAUUAAAAAAAAAAAAAAGAAAAAUGCCGCGGUCAUUUUUAGUGAAAAAGACGAAAAGCGAUAGUGAGAGGGUAUCUUACAAUGGGUACAAAAUUCGUGAUGUCUACGAUGAAUCAGACGAGAGCCUCAAAGCAAUUGCUCCAUACACUCCGACAUUACAACCUCUUGCAGUUCGACUCAACAAUGGCUAUAUACACGAUGUCCUCUCUACUUCCCUAUUGCAAAACGGCUUACAGAACAGCUUGCAGAACACCUUACAAAACAGCUUGCAAAAUGGCUUGCAGAACGGCUUGGAAUCUGAAAAAUCCUUUGGAACUGAUUCAUAUGGAGAGCCUGAACCCGAAGAAGACAGCCCCAUGACAGCUGACAGUGUGGAUGAUCUUCGAGAUUCUAGCUGCAGUCCAACAGCUUUGACUAUUGGUUAUACCUAUGACGCUUUCUUUAUCAGUGAUGGACGUUCUCGUCGGCGGAACGCAUUAGGUAUCCCUGAAAAAGUUAGUCGGCAACGAUAUACCUGUAAUGAAUGUGGUAAAAACUACGCUACUUCCUCGAAUCUAUCACGCCACAAGCAGACUCAUCGUAGCCUAGACAGCAAACUGGCGAAAAAGUGUCCGCAUUGUCAAAAAGUUUAUGUGAGCAUGCCCGCUCUGUCAAUGCACAUACUUACUCAUGACCUGAAACAUCAGUGCGAUGUCUGUAGCAAAGCGUUCAGCCGACCAUGGCUCUUGCAAGGACAUAUGCGCUCGCAUACCGGCGAGAAACCGUUUGGAUGUGCUCAUUGUGGCAAAGCUUUCGCUGACAGGUCUAAUCUUCGCGCUCAUAUGCAAACACAUUCUGCAUUUAAGCAUUUCAAAUGCAAAAGAUGUGACAAGUCGUUUGCACUGAAAUCUUAUCUGAACAAACACUACGAAUCAGCUUGUUUAAAGGAAUGAAUAAAACAUAGAAAUGAAUGAAAUAUAUAUAUAUGAAGUGCUUCAAAUUAACAAGAUAUGAAACAACAAAAACACUUUCACAACAACAAUAAUUGAAAGUUAUUUACAUUUUUUUUCUGGCAUUAUUAUAUGUAAUUUGGAUGGAGAUUAAUACUACAAUAUAUUCUGAAAAUUUCCAAACGAUAAUGAAAACGCACGUGCACACAUACGCGCGUACGCGUAUCACACAAACAUGCGCAUGUACACACAUACACAUACACAGUAAAAUAUUUUCAUUCAAAGGAAAAAAAAAACAAAAAUGAUAUAAAAUACAAAUUCGAAGCAGCAAUAACGUACCAAAGAAUUAUAUUUCUCUUCAUUUCAGGUAAAAUAAAAUAAAAAUUCUUUUUUAAUCGAACAAGCGAAAAGAAUAAGAAUGAAAAUACAAAACUAACUCAACUGCUGUCUCCAAUAUA